AGUCAGUGAAGCAUACAUAUGCGGAUGGGCGCUAUGAAAUAUACUAAACAUCAUCACCAUUGAGCCUGGGAGAAAGCGCCGGUGGGUGAUCUUUUUUUGCUCUGCACCGUGUGUGCAUUUUGAACGGGGGAAGUGAGCGUUUCAUCGCCGCGGAGAACUUCGGAAAAUGUAAAUGUCUGGCUACAUUGUAACUGCUGCGCCUUAUAUAAAAAAUGAUCACAGAGACGACGCAUGUCUUGAUGGAAUAGCUGAGACUAUACGGAUUGUGUGAAUAUCUGCACUCCACGAUCACUGUAGCCUACAUAAAUACAUAACUGACAGUAUUUCUACAGCAUAAAAAUAAGACUGCGCGAGACACCUCUAUCCUGCACCGCUGCUGCGCGAUAGCCAAGCCUACAAAAGCAAGUGUAGCCUGGGAGUAGCGAUUCAGCCCGUCAUGCCAGCAAGACAGGAAGUGUGUGUGUGAGCCCGACCAGUCCGGUGGGCUGCGCGGGGAUGAACAUGCCACUGCACCAGAUCUCUGUCAUCCCCCGUGAUGUCACUUCCUCCCGGGUCAGCGGCAGCGGAAAGUCCAAGGACAAGGACAAGGACAAACAGAAUGAGAAGCACCUGGGUCAUUCUGCCAGCAGGUCCAGCAACAUUUCCAAGGCGGGGAGUCCCACCUCCGUCAACGCCCCCUGCAGCUUUUCACGGUCAUCGGUCACCCCCUCCAACCAGGACAUCUGCAGGAUCUGUCACUGCGAAGGAGACGAUGACAGCCCACUGAUAACACCGUGCAACUGUACAGGCAGCUUACGCUUCGUCCACCAGGCGUGCCUGCAGCAGUGGAUCAAGUCCUCAGACACACGCUGCUGUGAACUCUGCAAGUACCAGUUCAUCAUGGAGACCAAGCUCAAACCCCUUCGCAAGUGGGAGAAGCUCCAGAUGACGUCUAGUGAGAGGAGGAAGAUUAUGUGUUCUGUGACGUUCCAUGUCAUCGCCAUAACUUGCGUGGUGUGGUCCCUCUACGUGCUCAUUGACCGCACUGCAGACGAGAUCAGAACAGCCGGAAGAAUCCCAGGUAUCCUGGAGUGGCCAUUCUGGACCAAGCUGGUGGUGGUAGCCAUCGGCUUCACGGGUGGCCUGGUCUUCAUGUACGUCCAGUGUAAAGUCUACAUCCAGCUGUGGAUGAGACUCAAGGCCUACAACCGGGUGAUCUACGUCCAGAACCGCCCAGAGAUGUGUAAAAAGCAAGUGUUCGAGAAGCUGCCCCUCAUGGAGCCCAGUUUGGAGCACAAGGAGGCUCUGGCCCUCACCCAGUCUGACACAAACUCCUCCCAGUACACAGAGACAGAGGACUACAGUAUGGAAGUGCUACAUGUCUGACCAACAUAUUACUGAAGCCCCCAGACCAUUUUACAUAUACUAAUACACAGGCACACUCUGGCUGACCAACAUAUACACACAAACACGAGCAAACCAAGUAAAAAACACAAAACACACAGACAUGCAUAAGACUAUAGUAUGGGGGUUGUACUAAGGUGUGAGUGACCCACCUUCACCCAUCUCCACACAGUCUGAAACAGUAUGGACCUGUCCACGCUCCCAGGACUAGACCUUCACUGGGCCAAUAGACCCCUCAUAUAUAUACACACACACACACACACACACACACACACACACACACACACACACACACACACACACACACACACACACACACACACACACACACACACACACACACACACACACACACACACACACACACACACACACACACACACACACACACACACACACACACACACACGAUCUCACUCGGCUCCAGAGGUUUCUGUUGAGCUGUUUGUUUGUUGCUUUGUGUGUUUGUUAGCUUGUUUUACUUCCUGUGGGCUAAACCAUCAUGGAUCAGUGUGUAGCGCCGCCGUUUCUCUGGAAUAUUUUAGAACAUUCUGGAACAUUGAACAUUCUAACUACUGCCACCGUACUGCUGUCGUCUGAGAGCCCGCUAAGGCCCGCUCCCCCGCCUCUCUGAGUUUGGGACUGGAUUGGACCGGAUCUGACCAUGCAUUGAAGCACUUUUUGGUUUCUACCAAUACCCCUCUCAACCCUCUUCUCUUUUAAUAUGAAUAAAGUACUUUAUAGUAUAUCCCAGCAAACAGGGGACGUCCUAAGCAACAUUGCCAUUAGGCCCCUUUUAGGGUUUUGGCUAAAUGUUAUUCCACUGCCGUUCUGAGAACAUUCUAGAAAUUUUCAAACGUGACAUUAACAUCAGGACGAUAAGGGGACGUUCAGUACUGAUCCCAGUUUGGUUGUAGUAUAACUUUAUAAUAAGGUCAUUUGAUGUCCAAUAGGGAACAUUACAAAUAGGUUCCGAUAACCGGGAAGUAGACAAAAAACACAAGACCAUGACACAAUGUCCUGACGUUCUGGGGACGUCCUAUGGACACUUUUGUUUGCAGGGAUAAGUGUGGGAAAUUGUACAGCAACAAAUAGGAAGAUUUGUGUAAAAAAUCCCUUGUUUUAUAUUUGACAUUUCUGUCCCACACACAGACCUGCCCUCCCUUGGAUGGAAAUUGUGGAAAGCAAUGAAUGAUGGGGGGGGAAUGGAAUUCUGCCGAAAUGAUCAUUGCACUUUUCACUUAACACUGAAAGUAAUGCCUAAUAUGGCCUACUGGUUACUCAAGCCCUGUGGUUUUUAAUACAACCAAAACAUAACUUUGGGAUAACAUCAGAUACAGCCAUCCACCUGACUUUACCUCCCUCUGACAUAAGAACUCUCUGAAGGCUCUGAGAAUGUAAUGUUUUUAAAAGCAUUUUCUACCAACCAUUCAUUCACAGGAAAUCGCUAAAUUGUCUCCCAUGUCAGUCAUCAUCAUAACAUGAACCUUUGGAAAACCAACCAAUCGGUCAUGUUUUUUCUAUUGUGUGAAUGAUACAGUACUUGUGGUAUUCCAUGUGCAGUUUGUAAUAAUAGUAAUCAUGGGUUCUAUAUGAUGCCUUGAGGAAGCUACAGCCUGCUAUAUUUCGACUGUUCUCUUCUCAUCCUCCUAUUGACUUCUCUGAUCACACUAAUAAUGAUCAUGCAGAUGGGAUUAUUCAAAUCCAAAUUUACAUAAGAUUAUGUGAAUUUGAUCAGAGGUAGUAAGAGAUUGGAUACACGGCCUAUUAUCAUUAUUAUGAGAGGCUCUAUGAGACAAUACUGAGCCUAUUUUUACUAUGGGGAUGAUCGUGGGUGGGUUAUACUGUAGCAUGUCUUUUUGGUUUAGUUUUAUACAUACAGUCAGUCAGUGAGACUCAGGUGAGCAACGGACAAUCACCUGAUACAGAGACCCGCGACACAACAUACAUUUUUCAGUCGAGCUAAAGUCUCUGUUGCACAGUCAGACAGCCUCCAGUUUCCAACCACGAUAACUCAGAUGUAUUAUGUUACAACGAUCAGUCCAUAACCCACCUGCUGUUUCACUAAUUAUUAUUCAAUGUAACUUAAUGUAUCGUUCUUUCUCACAUCUGGCAUUAUGAGGGUUUGAUGAGAUGCAUUUGUAAAUUGAUCAGUUUCAGUCCAGAUAAUGUUUCUAAAGUAACAUCUGAUGGCUUCUCUCCAGUAAACUAGAGUUGCCAUAUGUUGACAAUAAAGACACUGUUUCCCUGAGCCAAAUGCCUUGUGUUGUUAGUCAUAUGCAGUAGUGUAAAGUACUUAAUUACUUUAAAGUACUACUUAAGUAUGUUUUGGGGGUAUCUGUAGUUGACUUUUUAUUUGUGACAACGUUUACCCCACUACAUUCCUAAAGAAAAUAUGUACAUGUUACUCCCAUACAUUUUUCCUGACAACCGAAAGUACUCGUUGCAUUUCAAAUGCUCAGGCAGGGCCGCAAUAUAGUUGUCAUCCCUACUGCCUCUGAUCUGGCGGCCUCACUAAACAAAAAGAGUGUGAUGGAGUGUGCUCCUGUCUGUCUGUAUUUUUUCUUUUAAGUAAAAAAAAUAGUGCCGUCUGAUUUGCUUAAUAUAAUAUAUUUAAUUUAAAUCAUUUACUUUUACUCAAGUAUGAGAAAGGAGUACUUUAUCCGCCAUUGUACUGAAGUACAUUUAAAACCAGAUACUUUUAGACUUUUACUCAAGUUGUAUUUUACUGGGUCAUUGACUUUUACUUGAGUUUUUUCUAUUAAAAGGUAUCUUUACUUUCACUCAAGUAUGACAAUUGAGUAUUUUUUCCACCACUGGUUAAAUGUAACUUGGUAAGAGUCAAAUAUAAUGUCAAAUUCAAGCUGCGAAAAAAUGCAACAACAUGAUUUCUAGACUUAAUUACAAUACUGUAAAAGUGCAGAGCAUGACAGAACAUGAACUAUUGGAACUGUCAGCAAAAACAGUGUGGGGGUAAGGACCUGAUUGGGUCGCCAUCUAGGGUUGGGAGUAGGGAAGUGCAGUCUAAACAGGAGUUGUGGCCUUCUCAAGGCAGCACGGUUUUGGGCUUACAGUCUGUUGUGUAAGUGCUUUUGUAUCUGUGGGAGAACCACAUUGCCAGGGUCCUCUCAGGCCCUAUACAGCCAUUCCAGCAAACACUCAUUUUUAACAACAGUGUUUUUGAUACCAGUGUAAAUAUACAUAACAACAAGAGGUCCAACCAAUACGGCAUCCAUGACACUUCUACUGUAGAAUGGCGUCAAACAAAAUUGUUCUUUCAACAUCUGCAUUUCCUGAAAUGUAAAGCUCCAUUGUAUUCUCCAAUUGUAAAAGUCAGGUUUGGAGUUGUGGGUAGUGUAGUAUUUGAGAAGCAUGUUUGAUAAGGGCCUAAUGCUUCUCAGGACCAGCACAGAUAUGUAUUAAUACAUAUUAUUUUGUAUUAUAUCUGUGGACACUGUUUCAAUGUACGGUGUACAUUUUAGGACCCCCUCACACAGUCCCCAAGACGCUCUGUACGAUUAGACAGAAAAAGUGCAAUUACCUUAGUUGACCUGGUCAGUUCUCUAGUACUGUCGCUGUUUCUCAUCCAGAGGUUCACUCUCUGGAUACAAUAUUGCUUAAAUUGUUUGUGUUGUAUUUAUAUUUGCGUCAAAAGAUACCCCUUCAAAUUGUGAUUUUAUGCAACUAACACUAUCAGUAUAAGUUCUCAUUUACAAUUGCGACCUGGCCAAGAUAAAGCAAAGCAGUUCGACACAUACAACGACACAGAGUUACACAUGGAGUAAAACAAACAUACAGUCAAUAAUACAAUACAAUGGAUCCAAAUGAUCAUUGCUUUUAUUGUAUUCAGAGAAAUAUUUGAAUGUACAUGAUUGAUACAUUUAAAUGAUUGAUUUUUGAUGAUGUAUAACUGGGUCCUAUAAUUAUGAUUUUGAGAGUUAGAGACUUGUUGAUGUUGGACAAGGCUUUGCUUAGCCACAUGAACAGUGUUUAUUGCUAAGCCCUAUAAUAACUUUGUAAUGUCUACAGUCUCAAAAUUCCAGCAACUUUACCCAGAUUCCCAGGUUUUGUCACAGAUGAAAGAUUCCCAGAUUUCUUGAAAACCUGAGAAUUUUGGGAAAGUCAGCAACAUUUUGCAACCCUCAGCCAUAUUGUAUAACAUGACAUUUUAUUUUGGGGAUGACCCUGUCUGAGGUCUGUGUCUUUCAAAGUCAUUUCAAAUGUAAAAGAACACACAGCUCUUCUGCAGAACAUGACAUAAGCAGCCAUCCCAUAAUAACUCUUGUUGUGCUGAGAAAGUGUUACUUGCAUAAAACUACAGUGCUUUACUACGGACUUGAACAUACAAGACUGUUUCCCUCCUUCAGAUAUCAUUCCACACGUUUGUCUGAGUUUACUUAUGAAUGGUAACUGUAAAUAUAUCUUUUUUUAAAGUACUUGUUUUGGAAAAUAAAUAUUGAUGUGUUUCCAUUUGUUUAAAUCCUGAAUGUUUGAACAAAGUAUGUAGAAUGAAAAACCAACCAAAUAAAAAUUAAAACCUAAA
This is a messenger RNA of Oncorhynchus kisutch (coho salmon), 5926 nucleotides long. RefSeq names its product E3 ubiquitin-protein ligase MARCH8-like. Lineage: Eukaryota; Metazoa; Chordata; Actinopteri; Salmoniformes; Salmonidae. Gene Ontology annotation, molecular function: zinc ion binding. The transcript has 9 exons. The record is from RefSeq and is a predicted model, not a curated record. Bases 496 to 1365 code for a protein of 289 amino acids.